AUAAUCAUUAUUUUAGCUCUAUGUGUGACUGUUGGAUGUUGUGAAGAAUUUUAUAAAAAAAUGGGAGAGACUGUGACGAUGAACUGUGGCAAGGAAGCACCGAGCGCUGAUAUAGAGUGGAAACACAACAAUGUCCUGGUCAUACGGAAGACUGGCAAAACCGGACGAUUGGGCAAAGUCUUUGCAAGCCCUUCACAUGUGCUGGUCUCCACUGAGGCCAAGCUGAGUUGUGACAUUAAAGGAAUGACAGCACAGUUUAAGUGGACAGGACCCAAUACAUUACAGUACGGAACUGACAAAGAUGUGACCCUGAAAGCAGUGAGGUCAGAUGACACUGGACACUGGAGCUGCCAGAUAAUGGAUAAUGGAAAAGAGAUCAUGACGCUCGGAGUGGAUCUCACUGUUGUUGGUCCUCUGAUUACCACAAAGGAAAUUAGGGUUAAUCCAGGGAGUGAUGCAAUGCUGCCAUGUAUUCUACCCAACUUGGGCCGUCUAAGUAUAGUGGAGGCCGGGUGGACACGUGACCCCCCUACUGAUCUGCACUUAAAGACAACAUCAACCGGUGGUCUGAAGUGGAAUAGCACCUCUGACUUCAAGACCAGGUUCACUCUCAGUGACAAACCACUCAGCACCGUCUUUAAUGUCACAAUGAAAAAAGUGGAACAUGCUGAUGCUGGGAUGUACGUGUGCACUCUGGUGUUUGAGGGUGGAAAAAAUCUAAAUGCUACGUUGAAUGUGGUGGUUGAAGGUAAAAGAGUUUCUGAUCCUAAGGUAAAAUCGGCAAACAAUGACAAAGGAAUUUUACAGAAGUCUGUGCUGGGUGUGGGAUUGUGGGUCUGGAUUGCCGUUGGAGGGUCUUCUCUACUUUUGAUUGGCCUGGUUGUGGUGAUUGUCCAGAUGCACCGCAGGAACAAACGGAUAAAGAGGCAGAUUAGAAAGAUGAAGUCAACGCGGCAGUCCCUUGAACCCCGGAAUUACUGCCAGUGUGACAGGCCCGCAAAGCAACCCAGGGCUGGCAAGGGAGUGAGACCUCCUCCACUUCCUCGCCAACAUUACAACGCUUUAACCGACUAACAUGCCCAAUGGAUGAUGGAAAAGAGGAUCAUUAUGAAAUGCUGAUCAACAAUUUCACAUUUUUAUUUCUGUGAUUACUCUUUGAUUUUACUUUUAUUGCUUAUAUUUGAUUGUUUUUAAUUUCUUUUUUAUGGG
Messenger RNA from Trichomycterus rosablanca, 1209 nucleotides. RefSeq names its product CD4-2 molecule, tandem duplicate 2 (gene cd4-2.2). Lineage: Eukaryota; Metazoa; Chordata; Actinopteri; Siluriformes; Trichomycteridae. Gene Ontology annotation, molecular function: protein tyrosine kinase binding; MHC class II protein binding. Gene Ontology annotation, biological process: positive regulation of ERK1 and ERK2 cascade; T cell activation; interleukin-15-mediated signaling pathway. Gene Ontology annotation, cellular component: external side of plasma membrane; membrane raft. The annotation marks the transcript as partial. The record is from RefSeq and is a predicted model, not a curated record. The transcript has 7 exons.